AUGGGACGUCCCGACGGCCCCCGCGACCCCAUCGCCGGCCCCGACACCCCCCAACCACCCUUCCCCCUCAAACUCCGGGGCCCCGUAAUCAAAGGCUUCGGACGCGGCAGUAAAGAACUCGGCAUCCCCACCGCCAACAUCCCCCUCUCCGGCCUCUCAAUCGGCGGCAACGAAGACCUCGACUCAGGCAUCUACUACGGCUGGUGCACACUCGACCCCUCCACCAUCCCUUCUUCUUCUUCCCCACCCUCCAACACCACAACACCCUCAGACUCAACAUCCUCCGCACCCCCCUCCACAUCCUCCAACCACGCCGUCCUCGACCUAAACUACCCCACCUCCCCCGCCCCCUCACCGCAAACAAUCUACCCCACCGUCCUCUCCAUCGGCUACAACCCGUACUACAAAAACUCGAAACGCAGCAUCGAAAUCCACAUUUUGAAUAACUUCGAGCGCGAUUUUUAUGGCGCGACGCUGAGUUUGGUUAUUCUGGGUUUCAUACGGCCCGAAUAUGAUUAUGUGAGUUUGGAGGCGCUGGUGGAGGAUAUCAAGGAGGAUAUUCGUGUGGCGAAGAGGGGUUUGGAAAGGGAAAAGUAUUUGGAGUGGAAGGGGGAUGAGUGGUUGAAGGGAAGAGGGGAGGGAGGGGAGGUUAUGGGGAAUGGGGAUGCGAGGGGGGAGCAGGCGGGGCAGAAGGAUGGGGUUGUGAAGAGUGAGAUGAUUAAUUGA
Molecule: messenger RNA, 726 nt
Organism: Bipolaris victoriae FI3
Lineage: Eukaryota; Fungi; Ascomycota; Dothideomycetes; Pleosporales; Pleosporaceae
Exons: 2
Coding region: 1-726 (241 amino acids)
Biological process (GO): riboflavin biosynthetic process; FMN biosynthetic process
Cellular component (GO): mitochondrion
Molecular function (GO): riboflavin kinase activity
Source: RefSeq, a predicted model, not a curated record